Porites lobata is the source of this 16526-nucleotide messenger RNA. The record is from the annotation of a GenBank genome assembly. Lineage: Eukaryota; Metazoa; Cnidaria; Anthozoa; Scleractinia; Poritidae.
AUUAUCGCUGGUUCUUGAUGUACCGCUAUACUUUUGGAUGGCCCAGUGACGCCGGUAAGUAGACUUUCUGAAAUUCGAAUGUCCACUGCUGUUAGUUUAGAAACUUAGGCAGUGAUGAAUAAGCAGAGAAUGAACGCCACGGAAUUACUUCUCUAUUUGUGGCUUGUUUUGUCAGUAGAUAAUAUCUGCAGUGUAUGCUUUAGGGGUAAAUUGCGACAUUAAUGAUAAGGAAAUGAAGGUCUUACUAACACAAAACUGAUUCUGUUAUAUUGAGCCAACAUUGCAUGCAACUUUUCAUGAAGCUUCUUCUAGUAAUUUCAAGCUGCAAAGGAAUUUUUGUGUGAAGAUGAUCAGUAAACUUAAAAUUAUCUGUGUCACGAAAUUUAGCCAAAUUAGGAAAUUACAAAAUGCCCGUUAAAUUAAGAGGAACAUAAAACUAACCGCUUAAAACUUUAAAGAAAGGUCACAAUAACAUAACAGAAACAACAGAUGCCACGGAUGGGCAAAACUGAAGAAGAUUGAAACGGAUUGAAAUUAGGGUUUUUGAAAACUGUUCAGCUUAACAGUUUUUCAAAGUUGAUCCCUGCUGCUUGCAACUUCAAAGAUAAUACUCAGGAGACAUAUUUGUUUGUCUCAGAUCUCUGAUUUUGUCAUAUACCUGUAAUUUCUUUGCUUAAUUUAAUUUUCAUAGCGGUUGAGGGCGAGUAAUUGGCAAAAUUAAACAAAAUGAACUGGACUGCCGUGACACAGCCCCUUCAAAAUAAUCAGCUGAAGAUCGGUGACCGUCGUGCAUGUCCAGGAUAGUCCAGGGCUUUCAAGAAGUCUUAAAUAAUGUUCUCAGUCUUUAACAGACUUCUUUCUCGUUUUAAGCGCAAAUCAACAAAGCUGUAACUUCUUUUAACUAAAACAUAUUGUCACUUUUGCGUUCCUUAUUUUGCAAAUUUAGAUCGCCUGAUUCUGGACUCAUUCUUGGUAGAUUAAUGCGUUUUUACAAUUGUCGCUAAACACAAAGUUCUGCGGUUUAUCUUCCAAUCAUGGUGAUUGGUCAAUCUUUUCUUUUCCUGUUUUUCGACAAGGAAGUGUGAAUUAAAGUAGGAUUCACUGAGCCACUGUUGGAGCUUGUUGAAGCCGUUUAGCUACAUGAACUGAGUUAGAGCUAUAUCCCGAGGAACUCAGGAAAGACUAUUUAUAUAAUUCCUCGUUGCGAAUUUGUGCGAUCUCUGCAUAAAGAAAAUGAUAAACUGAGUAUUUUCCUCAUAAAAUUCAGCUCAUAUAUGACAGUACCCCCCGAGACCUUAGUUAUCUUUACUUAUCAGUUCUUCUGUCCCUUUUUCCUUUCUCUACAUUAGACAUUUGCUCCUGGAAAGUCAAGAGGUUUGUACUUAUCAACAUUCACGAACAUUUUACCUUCAGCUGUAGAUUUUUGAUCGGAAAGUUUAACUUACCCAUUUCAUGAGCAGCUUAAGGUGGCUGAACACAGUUUCGCGGGCGGUCAGCGGUAGCGCAUGUUUUAAAUUAGACAAACAAACAUGGCGGCGAAAAAAGCAGUGGAAGACAGAAGACGAUUUCUCAAAAUCUACUCAUUAAAAUUUUGUCAUAUUUGGCAGAAUUUUUACUUUUAUCGUAUUUUAAAUAAUGAAAACUUUAAAAUGGGAGUUGAACAGACGAAUUUUGUGACACAUUUAAUAAUAACAGUACAAUUAUAUUAUUGAUUAUCUGAAAACCCCUCUGUUAAAAUUUGGUCAAAUAAGUUUCAAAUCAGUAAUGAUUAAUUAUAGUAAGCUGUGUGCGAGUUUAUAGGAAAAUCUAAUGAGCGAAUUUUAUGUAAACUGAGUAAAAGUGAAAUUUUAAGGUUGUAUUCAAUCGUUCAUGUUGCCAUGGAAACUACGAAAACGUCAAAUUUUGCCUGUCAGUCAAAAUCUUUCAUCAUUAUAUUUUUCACUUGCCAAGUUUCAGCCUGUGAGCUGCAACCUUUCUCUUGCCAUAAUUUGGCAAAUGACCUAUACUCAGAAACUGCCAAAACUGUGUUCAGCCACCUUAAGAGAAAAGAAGCAUCUAAAGAAUCAACAUGACGCAUUCAGUGCUUUUCAAUACAAACAUGAUCCAUAAAACCGUCCGCCAAUAGAGCUAAAUUUUACGGAAGGCUCAAAUUAUUUAGAUAACAAGUUAUACCUUUGAUGCUACUCUUAUUGAUACAAUAGAAAUUGUACUAACCUAUUUAUCGCUUCUCCCGAUAAUUGACAUAAGUCGAUCCAAUUUCCUCAUUUAGUUUUCCUUUAUCGACAUUCCAACUUUUUUGCAGAUCGACCGAGCAAAAUACUGGGACCUAAGAGUGAAAAGUACAUGUGACAAUUUUUCUGGCAGCUUCUUCUUAGCAAUGAAUUGCGAGGUCAGUUAGCUUCUUUUUUGCAGUUGCUUAGCGUAAUUACAUUCAAAAGGUAAUGCUUCAUCUAUAAUGGUUGAUCAAUGUGGUUAUUGUUUAUUAGGCAUUCAUAAAGAACAAUCGACUUGAAUCUAUAAUGGUUGAUCAGUAAACGCAGCUGUUUUUGUGAGUCUAUUAUUCAUUCUAAGACUUUUUUGAAGCCUGUAUUCUUUUCUUCAAUUAAUUAAUGAACAAUGGACUUACACUGCCAUUGAAUCAAGGUUGACCUGUUCUCCUCCAAAAGGACACACCCCCAUGAUUUUUCUGGCCCGUUAGAUCCUUUGACCUCAGUAAAAUGAUUUAAAUGGAACUUGACUUUGUUUUUAACUUCAGGUGUUUGAAAACAAAACCCUAAUCAAUAAACUUUAUGAUACAGGAUACUGAGUUAUGCAUAUUUCAGGUCAGUUUGUGCUAUAAUGAUUUUAAUGGAACUUGAUUUACAUUUGCAACCUAAUCAAUAAAGUUUGAUAAACCAGCAUAUCUCACUGUGCUUGCAUUUCAUUUUCAGGAGUUAUAAACCAGCCUUUCAUUUUCAGGAGAGUUAUCAUGUUCAAUUAAAGAUGAAAUUACAAAACAAAAACUGUUGUCGUGAGACUAAAGAGUUGGCUUUUUAUCAGCAGUAUGAUAAACACAUUCUUCUCUCUUACAAACCAAAUCUUUGCUCCCCUAAGUUACCCUCUAAAAAUUCAUGAGAGACAUCUGUCAUUUAAUACAUCAGUGAUCCUCUACCCAGUGUCUUGACAAGUUCAUUUGGGUAAGACUUCCAUACAUAACCCCAUACAUUUAUAUGCAUUUAACAAUCUCAUACUUUAUUUCACUAAAACAGUUUAUGAAUAGUGUCAAAACAUUUUAUACACAAUAAAAUGUAUGGAACUUUGUGGAAAACUAUCUUGACUUCAUUUCUGUUUUUGUCUUAAAGUAUUACUUUUUGUUAUUUAUUUCAGUUACACUGGUUAACCGAGACAGUUGGCACGGCUUAGAGUGAAGGACUGACGGAAUUUCAUUUUACUGAACAAAGGUAUUCCCUUACAAUACUGAUCUAUAAUAAUUGCUCUACAGUCUGAAUCCUCUUUUAGACUGCAUUCAUUAUGUGUACCAGGGGGGGGGAGGAUUUUUUGGGGGAUCUCAAAAUUUUUGGCAAGGGACAAGGGGUUUACCAAAAUUUUUGACAGAAGAAAGGGGGGUUUGCUAAUUUGUUUUUCUCCAUUUAUUAAAAUUAGGAAGCAUUGUUUUGUGGAUUUCUUUUUUAUAAAAGAAGACUACGUUAAUUACUCUAUGUUUAAAGAAAGUUUGCUAGCUUAUUUGCUUGAUAAAUACACUCUUUAUAGGACUUUAACUAUUAAUAUAACAUUUAAGUGUUUUUAUUGUAAAGCUAUAUAAUUGCUUUCGAGUCAACAACAACUACAAAAUUGCAAUGAAAAGUUCAAUCUUUCUUUAACUGGAAAAUUGCUGUUAUUUCUGUGUUUAGCAGUAGCCACUGAAAUCAGGACUAAUGAAUGGACCAAACUAGAGCUCUAUAAACUAACAUAACAGCCAUACAAAGUAUUUUAUAAUUAGUAUUCUUAAGCAAAAAAGUUCACUUUGGAAUGUCUUGAAGUGCUUGAUGGCACAAAAAGUAUACAGAACUUGAAAAAUGUUUCACUGGUUUAACAUUUGCUGAUGAAUGUUAUUAAACUGUACAAAUUUAAUGCUUGAAAACACAUUGCAACUGUCUUUGUGAAGUUUUUACUACAGAGUUUUUACUGCACAGUGAACAUUUUAAUCACAUUUAAUUGUAGAAGUGUCAAGUGAAAAUUAAAAGAUACUUUUAGAUUGUAAAUCAGAAUGUAACGUAACAAAACAUAGCAUAAAUGGAGCAUGCAUUUUACUGUUUUGAGAAGAAAAGCUGCUUCACGUUAACCUGUGACAUUAACAUCAACCUCCACUAGUAAACUAUACUACUCCUAUAACAUGUCAAUAGGAAAUCUAAAAUUCAAUGUUUCGGAUGCCAUUAGACAGCUUUUUUCCCAACUUUUUAAUGGCUCAAAACAUGGUUCGAGUUAUCAAGGGUAAAAUUAAAUAGAAAAUGACCUGAGGGGAAAUGAAAAUUGGUUAGAGUUAGCGGGUGUUCAAGUUAUUAAGAGUUCGAGUUAUCGUGGGUUUGAGUUACCGAGGGUAAAAUUACAGUGAAUAUAUGAGGGAAAUCCAGGGAAAAUCGAUUUUGGUUUGAGUUAGCGAGGGUUUGAGUUAUCGAGAGUUGACUGUAUUUUUAUUUCACAAAAAUCUGUGAACCGUUGGUUACCUUUUGUUUUUAGUUAUCUAUUUAAACAUUAAUCUCUCCACCAUUUCACCAUAUUGCCUAUAUUUUACUUUUCUCGUGAAAACUUGGUUGGGGGAGUUUGCCAUUUUUUUUUUUGGUCAAGAAGGGGGGCUGUCUGAAAAUUCUCUAUGAAUUGGGGCCCGAUCUUAAAAAAUUUUGCCCUUUUAAAAAAUAUCCUCUGCCCCCCCCCCACCCCCCCUGCCCUGCAAUAUACCUAAUUAAUGGAACCUUAUGUGAUGUGUUAUACAAGUAGAAUGAAAGACUUUCUUGUGUUACUGAAGUCCUCAAAAGUAUCCUGGUGAUUUGCUGGCAGGGAAAGUUAUAAUUUGGAGAUUUUGGACCACGACAGCUAGUUUGCUGACAUUAAAAAUGAAGUUGAGAUACUCGUUGUAGGGAACAGCAAAAUAUUGGAAAUUUUUAAAAUAAACUUAGUGAGCAGCAUGGAGAAGUGUAUCAGUUGGCCUCACUAAACUACUAUUUUCUAAUGCAUUUAAUUUUAAUCUUGUUCUAAUUGUAGAAUGAAUAAAGAUCGAUCUAAGAAGAAAGGAGAUACUCUUUGGAAACAGGUGAAAAGAAGUGCUGCAAAGCCCUUCCAGAAACCAUUUGGGAAACCAAAAAACCAAGGUAAAGAAAGUUGUAAAAUAAUAUGUUGACAUUCGUGUUUCUUGUAGAUAUUUUUGGAGAUUAAGAACAAUUCCAAGUAAUUAAUACCUACAAGGGUCUUUCCGUGGGUCUUUGGAAUUCUGAGGUGGAGUGUUUCUUUCCCCUUAGGGGAGCUGAUCCACUGCCCAGUUACUCUGUAGCUCAAUUGGGAAAUUGGUCUGUCGAGCUACAGGUUGUACAGCUGUAAGAUCAGGAUCUUUAAAUAAACGUAACUUUGAAGAAAGUGCUACCUUUUUUAUGACAGCUGCAAACGGCUAGACUUUCUAGUCUUCUGGCCAUCAAGGACAAUACUUGUAAAUCAUGAUAACCAUCAUACAUGUAUAUAAACAUUCCAUGACACAUUAAAGAACCCACACACUGUUAGUUCAUAAAGACCAGGGGAUGUGGUCCCUGCAACUCCAGUUCCUGCUGUUUAUAAUGUCGUCAGUAAACACUAAACAUGAGCUUGAACUUGAGUUUGUUUCAUGAGUGCAACCAUGAUAUGGUAUGUCAUUUACACAUUUUGUCAUUUGGUAUAAAGAUGCCUGUACUCAUUGUUAAAUUAUAUUAAAAUUGCAAACAGCUGAGAUUGAUUGAUUUUGAAGAUUUAUUAAAAGAUUCAUGAAUCUCCUACAGCAAGACAAAAAGUAUUUGAUCCAGUUCAUUGUCUCCAAAAAAGCAAUUCAUUUAACAACAUAAGUUGUGAACAAGACAGUGGUGAAAUGACUAAUUAUUUGUUGUUGUAUUUCAAGGUUCAUCUGGAAGGGUUGAGCAAGAUGGCCCAAGCACAAGUUCUGUUACAGGUGAAUAAGAGAUUACUAAUUCAUUGUAUGUGAGAAUCACAACAGCUCCUUGACAGUAACCAGCUACUAAACUUUGUCUUCUAUCUAUUAAUUCUACAAGGUUCACAACAGGGAAGUAUCUCCUCCUCUUUUUGGUACCUCCUAUAGAUCUUAAAAAAAUGAAUUUCUUCCAUGCUGACAAAGCAAGAUUCCGAUACCUUCUGGGGAUACUUUUGAAUUUUCUAUUUGACGAGCACCACAGUUGUUUAUUAAAUAGGGUAGUAUAUCCUCCUCCCUCGCCUCCCCCCACCACGCCCUGAGGACACUAGCGACCAACUUUACAGGGCUGUCACUAAGGGCCGGGAGGUGUGGAUUUCCCCUGGCUGCUAUGGGCAUGACCCUUGGUUACAUUCAUAGGAAAUAAAAGGAAAAUAGGACCAAAACAAUUUUCAGGAUGUUCCAUUCCCUGCUCUGAAACUUGAAACCAUAGUGACAGCCUUGAACUCUAACCAGCAAGCUCUCUGCUCUAGUGGCUUUAUGUUCUGGUAUUAGAUCAUUCUAGAACUCUACCCUCUGAUUGGUUGGAAAGGCCCAGGAAAUAUUUUGCUUUGUUUUUUUUCCUGUUUUGAAAAUGUUUUUGAACUGCAACUGCUUACUAGAUCCCUUUCAGAAUCAACUCAGUGUGCAGCUGAAAUCCUGCAUAACCAAGUUUAAAACAUAAAUUUAUUGUCUAAAAUUGUACACACUGUGACCAGACAUCAUUUAGUGAAUUAAAAUGUCAGUAUCACCCACAAUUCAGUAAAACUUUCAGUCCCAAGACAUGCUGCUCAGUGCUUUUUGUUAUAAAAACUUAAUUAUUCAGACCCAGAAACUAAAAUGUGAGCCGUAAAAAAACUGACAUAUUGAUGAACAUCCCCAAAUGCUUUAGAAUAACUGUUGUUUUAAAUGUCUCGCUUCAAUUUAUAUUCCAUUUUGUUUAACUCACAGACCUGUCAGCAGGGAAACAGCCCUCUAGCUCUACGGCCACCAAGGAGGAGUCACCAGGUACUAUUAUAUCAAUAAAGCAGAAAUGGUACAUGCAGACAUACAGUAGAUUAAAAACGCUUGCUUGAAUAUGAAAAUGACUUUUAUCGUUUCUUGUAUUGCAAUACAAAAUGAUCUGUAUUGUCACAGUUGUUUAUAUUUAUUUCAGAAAUAAGUGGCAAAGAAGUAUGACUUGAUACUUCAAGCACCAAAUUCUUUUUCUCAUUCAAUUUUUCUGUUAGAAUUUUGCUAAGGUAUUUUUAACUUGCAUUAAUCCUCGAGGCCAGUUAUAAAAAAUAAGAAUUAUUUUUAGCACUCAACCACAAACGUCACUAACGGCUUUGGACAGCUAGCCCUGUAUUGGUGUCUCCUCCCUGAACCUCUCUUUGUGGGGUAACGCCCCUUUCACUUGCUUUACUGAUGCAGUCUUCAAAGACAUUUACAUAUAAAUGUUACUCGGCCAAGGCUGCCCAUCCCGCCAUAUUCAUAAACUGUAAUUGUAAUAAUUAAUGAUUCUUUAUUUAGGUCAUGGUGAAAUUACAUUUUUAACUUUUUUAUAACUGAAAUUUGUGCUAGGUUAUAACUUUCUAAUAUAAGAGAAAUAAUAAGUGCGAGCUGGGAAGCUAAAUAUACGCAACUGUGAAGAAAGUGCUGCCUUUUGUAUGACAGCUGCAAAUCAUUAGACUUUCUAGUCUUCUGGCCAUUAAGGACAAUACUUGUAAAUCAUAACCAUCAUACGUGUAUAUAAAAAUUCCAUGAGACAUCAAAGAACCCACACACUGUUAGUUCAUGAAGAGCAGGGGACAUGGUCCCUGCAACUCAAGUUCCAGCUGCUGUUUAUAAUGUCGGCAGUAAACACUAAACUUGAACUUGAACUUGAGUUUGUUUCAUGAGCGCAACCAUUGUAUGGUAUGUCAUGUACACAUCAUAGUUUUGUCAUUGGCAUAAAGAUGCCGGUACUCAUUGUUAAAUUAUAUUAAAAUUACAAACAGCUGGCAUGUGGAAAAUUCAAAAAAUGGUAUAUUUUGAACAUUUAUUAAAAGAUUCAUGAAUCUCCUACAGCAAGACAACAAGCAUUUGAUCCCGGAGUUCAUUGUCUCCAAAAAAGCAAUUCAUUUAACAACAUAGUUGUGAACAAGACACUGGUGAAAUGACUGAUUAUUUGUUGUUUUAUUUCAAGGUCCAUCUGGAAGGGUUGAGCAAGCUGGCCCAAGCACAAGUUCUGUUACAGGUGAAUAAGAGAUUACUAACUCAUUGUAUGUGAGAAUCACAACAGCUCCCUGACAGUAACCAUAUAUCUUUUAAUUCUUCAAGGUUCACAGCAGGAAAGUAUCUCCUCCUCUUUUUGGUACCUCUUAUAGAUCUUAAAAAAAUGAAUUUCUUCCAUGCUGACAAAGCAAGAUUCGGAUAUCUUCUGUGGAUACUUUUUGAAUUUUUUAUUUCAUGAGCACCACAGUUGUUUAAUAGGGUAGUAUCUCCUUCUCCCCCGCCUUCCCCCACCACGCCCUGAGGACACUAGCGACCAACUUUACAAGGCUGUCACUAAGGGCCGGGAGGUGUGGAUUUCCCCUAGCUGCUAUGAGCAUGACCCCUGGUUACUUUAUUCGUAGGAAAUAAAAGGAAAAUAGGACCAAAACAAUUUUCAGGAUGUUCCAUUUCCUGCUUUGAAACUUGAAACCAUAGUGACAGCCUUGAACUCUAACCAGUAAGCUCUCUACUCUACUGGCUUUAUGUUCUGGUUUUAGAUCAUUCUAGAACUCUACUCUCUGAUUGAUUGGAAAGGCCCAGGAAAUAUUUUGGAUUUUUUCUUUUCCUGUUUUGAAAAUGUUUUUGAGCUGCAACUGCUUACUACAUCCCUUUUAGAAUCAACUCAGUGUGCAGCUAAAAUCCUGCAUAACCAAGUUUAAAACAUAAAUUGAUUGUCUAAAAUUGUGUACACUGUGACCAGACAUCAUUAAAAAUUAGUGAAUGAAAAUGUCAGUAUCACCCACAAUUCAGUAAAAGCUAAGAUGUAAGCUUUCAGUCCCAAGGCAAGCUGCUCAGUGCUUUUUGUUAUUGAAACUUUAUUAUUCAGUCCCAGAAACUAAAAUGUGGGUAGUAAAAAAACUGACAGAUUGAUAAACAUUUUGCCCAAAUGCUUUUGAAUAACCCAGGUUUUAAAUGUCUCACUUCAAUUUCUUUGCUAUUUUGUUUAACUCACAGACGCGUCAGCAGGGAAAGAGCCCUCCACUAAGCAGGUGUCACCAGGUACUAUUAUAUCCAAUAAAGUAGAAAUGGUACCAGACAUACAGUAGAUUAAAAACGCUUACUUUCAUAUGAAAAUGACUUUUAUCGUUUGUUAUAUUGCAACACAAAAUGAUCUUUAUUGUUGCAGUUGUUUAUAUUUAUUUAAAAAAUAAGUAGCAAAAGAAGAAGUAUGAUGUGAUACUUCAAGCAUCAAAUUCUUUUCCUCAUUCAAUUUUUCUGUUAGAAUUUUGCUAAAGUAUUUUUAACCUGCGUUAAUCCUCAAGGCCGGUUAUAAAAAAUAGGAAUUAUUUUUAGCACUCAACCACAAAUGUCACUAAUGGCUUUAGACAGGUAGCCCUCUAUUGGUGUUUCCUCCCUGAACCUCUCUUUGUGGGGCAACACCCCUUUACACUCGCUUUACUGAUGCAGUCUUCAAAGACAUUUACAUAUAAAUGUUACUCGGCCAAGGCUGCCCAUCCCACCAUAUUCAUAAUUUGUAAUUGUAAUAAUUAAUGAUUCUUUUUUUAGCUCUGGGUGAAAUUACAUUUUUAACUUUUUUAUAACUGAAAUUAAAUUUUUGUGCUAGGUUAUAACUUUAUAAUAUAAGAGAAAUAAUAAGUGCGAACUGGGAAGCUAAAUAUACAGUUAGAUUUUCUAGUUAGCUCCCCAUCGAAUUAAAUUCAGUGUGUAAGCAGGUCUUCUAUCUAUUAAUUCUUCAAGGUUCACAGCAGGGAAGCAUCUCCUCCUCCUUUGGGUACCUCUUAUAGAGCUUAAAAUGAAUUUCUUCCAUGCUGACAAAGCAAAAUUCUGGUACCUUUUAGGGAUACGUUUUAAUUUUUAUUUGACUAGCACCUCAGUUGUUUGUUUAAUAGGGUAGUUUCUCCUUCCUCCCAACCCCCCAUCCCUCCACCACGCCCUGAUGACACUAGCAAACAACUUUACAGGGCCGUCAGUAAGGGCUUGCAACUUGAACUGCAACUGCUUGCCAGAUGCCUUUCAGAAUCAACGCAGUAUGCAGCAGAAAUCCUACAUAAUCAAGUUUAAAACAUAAACUGUGACCAGAACUCAUUUAGUGAAUUAAUUAAAAUGUCGACAGUAUCAUGCACAAUUCAGAAAAAGCUAAGAUGUAAGCUUUCAGUCCCAAGACAAGCUGCUCAGUGCUUUUUGUUAUUGAAACUUUAUUAUGCAGUCCCAGAGACUGAAAUGUGAGUAGUAAUAAAACUGACAGAUUGAUAAACAUUUUCCCCAGAUACUUUUGAAUAACCCAUGUUUUAAAUGUGUCACUUCAAUUUCUGUUCUAUUUUAACUCACAGACCUGUCAGCAAGGAAAGAGCCCUCUAGCUCUACGGCCACUAAGGAGGUGUCACCAGGUACUAUAUUAUAUCCAAUAAAGCAGAAAUGGUACCAGACAUACAGUAGAUUAAAAACGCUUACUUUCAUAUGAAAAUGACUUUUAUUGUUUGUUAUAUUGCAACACAAAAUGAUCUUUAUUGUCGCAAUUGUUUAUAUUUAUUUCAAAAAUAAGUAGCAAAGAAGAAGUAUGAUGUGAUACUUCAAGCAUCAAAUUCUUUUCCUCAUUCAAUUUUUCUGUUAGAAUUUUGCUAAGGUAUUUUUAACCUGCGUUAAUCCUCGAAGGCCAUUUAGAAAAAAUAAGAAUUAUUUUAAGCACUCAACCACAAAUGUCACUAAUGGCUUUGGACAGGUACCCCUCUAUGGGCGUGUCCUCCCUGAACCUCUCUUUGAGGGGUAACACCCCUUUACACUUGCUUUACUGAUGCAGUCUUCAAAGACAUUUACAUAUAAAUGUUACUUGGCCAAGGCGGCCAUCCUGCCAUAUUCAUAAUUUGUAAUUGUAAUAAUUAAUGAUUCUUUAUUUAGCUCUCGGUGAAAUCACAUUUUUAACUUUUUUAUAACUGAAAUUUGUGCUAGGUUAUAACUUUAUAAUAUAAGAGAAAUAAUAAGUGUGAGCUGGAAAGCUAAAUAUACUGUUAGAUUUUCUAGUUAGCUCCCCAUCCAAUUAAAGUCAGUGUGUAAGCAGGUCUUCUAUCUAUUAAUUCUUCAAGGUUCACAGCAGGGAAGUAUCUCCUCCUUUUUUUGGUACCUCUUAUAGAUCUUAAAAAAAUGAAUUUCUUCCAUGCUGACAAAGCAAAAUUCUGGUACCUUUUAGGGAUACGUUUGAAUUUUUUAUUUGACUAGCACUUCAGUUGUUUAAUAGGGUAGUUAUUAAAAAUGAGAAAUAUUUUUAGCACUCGACCACAAACAUCACUAACAGCUUUGGAGAGGUAGCCCUCUAUUGGUGUCUCCUCCCUGAACCUCUCUUUGUGGGGUAACGCUCCUUUACACUUGCUUUACUGGUGCAGUCUUCAAAGAUAUUUAGAUAUAAAUUUUACUCGGCCAAGGUUGCCCAUCCUGCCAUAUUCAUAAUUUGUAAUUGUAAUAAUUAAUGAUUCUUUAUUUAGCUCACAGUUAACUUCUUUAUAACUGAAAUUUGUGCUAGGUUAUAACUUUUUAAUACAAGAGAAAUAAUAAGUGCAAGCUGGGAGGCUAAAUAUACGUAACUGUGAGGAAAGUGCUACCUUUUUUAUGACUGCUGCGCGCAAAUGCAUGGUUAGACUUUCUAGUCUUCUGGCCAUUAAGGACAAUAUAUACUUGUAAAUCAUAAUAACCAUCAUACCUGUAUAUAAACAUUCCGUACUUGACAUUAAAGAACCCACACACUGUUGGUUCAUAAAGAGUAGGGGAAGUGGUCCCUGCAACUCAAGUUCCAGCUGCUGUUUAUAAUGUCGCCAGUAAACACUAGCUAAACUUGAACUUGAACUUGAGUUUGUUUCAUGAGUGCAACCAUGGUAUGGUAUUUUAUGUACACAUUUUGUCAUUGGUAUAAAAAUGCCGGUACUCAUUGUUAAAUUAUAUUAAAAUUACAAAUAGCUGAGGAAAAUUCAAAAAAUGGUUUAUUUUGAAGACCUAUUAAAAGAUUCAUGAAUCUCCUACAGCAAGACAAAAAGCAUUUGAUCCAGUUCAUUGUCUCCAAAAAAGCAAUUCAUUUAACAACAUAGUUGUGAACAAGACACUGGUGAAAUGACUAAUUAUUUGUUGUUGUAUUUCAAGGUCCAUCUGGAAGGGCUGAACAAGCUGGCCCAAGCACAAGUUCUGUUACAGGUGAAUAAGAGAUUACUAAUUCAUUGUCUGUGAGAAUCACAACAGCUCCCUGACAGUAACCAGUUACUAAACUUUGUCUUCUAUCUAUUAAUUCUUCAAGGUUCACAGCAGGGAAGUAUCUCCUCCUCUUUUUGGUACCUCUUAUAGAUCUUAAAAAAAUGAUUUUUUUCCAUGCUGACAAAGCAAGAUUCCGAUACCUUCUGGGGAUACUUUUGAAUUUUCUAUUUGACUAGCACCACAGUUGUUUAAUAGGGUAGUAUAUCCUUCUCCCCCGCCUCCCCCCACCAUGCCCUGAUGACACUAGCGACCAACUUUACAGGGCUGUCACUAAUGGCCGGGAGGCGUGGAUUUCCCCUGGCUGCUAUGAGCAUGACCCCUGGUUACUUUAUUCAUAGGACAUAAAAGGAAAAUAGAAAAAAUUUCCAGGAUGUUCUAUUCCCUGCUCUGAAACUUGAAACCAUAGUGACAGCCUUGAACUCUAACCAGUAAGCUCUCUGCUCUACUGGAUUUAUGUUCUGGUUUUAGAUCAUUCUAGAACUCUACCCUCUGAUUGAUUGGAAAGGCCCAGGAAAUAUUUUGUUUUUUUUUCCUGUUUUGAAAAUGUUUUUGAACUGCAACUGCUUACUAGGUCCCUUUCAGAAUCAACUCAAUGUGCAGCUGAAAUCCUGCAUAACCAAGUUUAAAACAUAAAUUUAUUGUCUAAAAUUGUGCACACUGCGACCAGACAUCAUUUAGUGAUUAAAAUGUCAGUAUCACCCACAAUUCAGUAAAAGCUAAGUUGAUGUAAGCUUUCAGUCCCAAGACAAGCUGCUCAGUGCUUUUGGUUAUUGAAACUUUAUUAUUCAGUCCCAGAAACUAAAAUGUGAGUAGUAAAAAAACUGACAGAUUGAUAAACAUUUUCCCCAAAUACUUUUGAAUAACCCAUGUUUUAACUGUCUCCUCCCUGAACCUCUCUUUGUGGGGUAACGCCCCUUUACACUUGCUUUACUGAUGCAGUCUUAAAAGACGUAUAAUAAACAUAUAAAUGUUACUCGGCCAAGGCUGUCCAUCCCGCCACAUUCAUAAUUUGUAAUUGUAAUAAUUAAUGACUCUUUAUUUAGCUCACGGUGAAAUUACAUUUUUAACUUUUUUUAUAACUGAAAUUUGUGGUAGGUUAUAACUUUAUAAUAUAAGAGAAAUAAUAAGUGCGAGCUGGGAAGCUAAAUAUACUGUUAGAUUUUCUAGUUAGCUCCUCAUCCAAUAAUUAAAGUCAGUGUAUAAGCGGGUGAUCGAAAAAGAAGAAAAUAGAUAAAUGAAUUAAUAAAUUGAAUUAAUAAAGAGCAUUCCUUCUACCUUUGACCGUAGUAUUUAUAUUCCUACCCUAUAUUCUGGUGUUUUAGAGCCCUGUUAUCUACAUGCACUGUUAGUUACAUUUCUGUCGUUGUAUCAUGAGUUGAGGAUAAUUUGUUUUUAAAUAUGGAAAUUUUAUUUAUAUUUGGUGAUCUGAUCAGUUUAUAUCAAAGAGGGCCUAUAUUUUGUGCGUGAACUACCUCCCUUUAACUUUCCUCGCCUAUUAUAAUAUCAAGUUAUUAAAGAACAAUUCCUUAAAAAGAGGAACGUAAAAUUUUCCUCAGCAGAUUCUCGUUGCCUCGAGGGGUGCCAGAAGCAGCUGCGAUCAAUUUAUGAAACUAACAGCAAAGUCAAAAUCGUUCCGUGGGACCAAAGCUCUGCCGUUCAUAUUGACAAAGUUUACACCCAGUUGUCUUGGCUUAUGGAUGAGAAGGAUCCUAGCGGAGUAACGCAGAAGAAACUUCAACACUACACCGACAUUUUUGAAGGCGGAAGACUUCAUCAUACGCCUAAGCGCAUUUUGGUCCACGGACGACCAGGUAUCGGCAAGACCGUUUUUACGCAGAAAGCUACAUUCGACUGGUCCCAGCCCAAAUGUAAAGGAAAGUUAGGAAAAUUUGAUCUUGUACUUUUGAUCAGAUUACGCGAUGUUUGUAACCUCAACGAUAUCCCAGCCGUGCUGAACAAUGCUAAUCUUCUCGCUAGUGAUGGCCCAGUUUCCACUGACAACCUGUACGAUUACGUUCGUCGCCACCAAGAAAACGUGUUACUUAUUUUGGACGGCUACGAUGAAUACGUACACAGCGCAGAAAGGCAAUCACCUGUUCUUAAAAUCUGGGAGAAAAAGCAGUUGAGGGAUUGUUGCGUUAUUAUGACCUCUAGAGACAUGAAAGGAGAGAGAUUAAAAAGUUCCAGCGAUGCUCAAUUCGAGAUCGACGGUUUUGACCGUAAGCGACAAGAAGAGUUCGCUCGUAGAUUCUUGAAGGAUGAUCAAGAUGUUGAAGAGUUUUUUAAAUACUUGGUUCAACAAGACCUGAAGGAUAUAGCAAAAAUACCUAUUUUGCUAUUGAUGCUCUUGUUGGUUUGGAAAGAAAAGGAUUGUGGAGGACUACCUUCAUCACGGGUGAUGAUUUAUGACCAGUUCAUACAGACUAUGUUUAAUCAUAUGUCGGAAAAACAAGAAAAGCCGGCGGAAAAAGUCGACGAUCACAAAGAAGAACUCUGUAAAGUAGGAGAACUAGCCUUUGAGGCACUUCUAAAAGAUUUUCUUUAUUUUCCUCUCAGUAAAUUGCCAGAUCACGUUUUGACUGAGAAACUGAUUGAGGCCGGGUUGUUUCAGCUGCUUAACAUGUCCGCUCUUAACCCGUCCAAAGCCGUGCACUUCAUUCACAAAUCCAUGCAGGAGUUUUUGGCUUCUUUAUUUCUAAAAGAAGAACUGUUAUCUCAAGAAAUUAAAAACAAUUCCCUUUUCAAAGUCGACUCAAUUGAAAAGAUCUUCAAGUUGAAUGAAGUUUUUAAAUUUGCUGCUGAAAUGUCAGAAGAAGCCGCGCGCGAGAUCUUGAUUCAUCUGUUGGAAAUGGCGGCGAAGGAAGACUCAAAGUACAGCUUCGACAACCAAGCACCGUCAGUCGAAGAUUUGUCAGAAACACAAAAAAAUCUUCUAACUCUAUGUACACAGUUAUUCUUCUACUGCUCAGCAGACACGAGAACAGAACUUUUCCCCACUUUUCUUUCUAAUCUAGGAGGUGUUUUGUUCAUUUUAAAUCCUGACCAGCUGAAUAUUGCAGCAAAGGAAAAUUUUGUUAAAACUACCGCUUCACUUAUGUACAUAUUUUUCUCUGAAAGCGGCCGGUAUACAGAGCAAAGUUAUAAUAAUUUAAUAACUUUAGCACAGCAAUUAAACGCUGUUAUAGUUAGUAGAACAGGAGAACAGAAAGCAUCAGAAUUUUUGAAUGUAUUUCCAUGGCGUAGUGUUUAUGAGUUUUUUUUAAUGAAAGAAGAAAACAACACUCACCUUUAUUUUACUAAACUUCUAAAACCUCUUCCUUUUAAAAUGGUAAAGACGUUAGUUAGUUUAGAAGAGACAACAAAGAAGACAAACAUGAAUGGUGAUGAGUCAAGUGAAGAGAGCAGCAGCAGCUGUUGUUCAAAGCGUCAUGGUCUCUCCAGGGUUCGGAGGAUUCAAGCUGCUGGUGUGAACAGGUCAGAAGUGGAACAGCUCAUUGAGAUGAUGCCGUUUAUCACCGCUCCACACGUGAUAUGGGUUUUGGGUGAACUAUUCGGUGAAGUGUUGGAUGCUGAGGUAACAGAGUCUCUACUGAGGAGUAUCCCAACACACAAACUGGAGACAUUAACACUCUGGGGUAUCAAUGUAACAUCAUCACCUGCUGUGGAGUUCAUCAGCAGAGUAUUUAAACAAGAUCUUCCAAACUUGAACUGGCUCGGCAUGCCAUACAAUCCUCUCCUGGGUGCAGGAGUCGACAGCUUGAUAGAACAUCUCAGCUGCGCUCCUCACCUGGAGACGCUGAUCCUUACAGGAGUGAAGAUGACUCCACAGCAGGUGAUGAAUCUCUCAUCAGCUGUACAGCAGCACGGAAACAUCACUCAACUGAUGUCAUACUACCACGUAAGUUUUCCAAUUUUA